Messenger RNA from Malus domestica (apple), 789 nucleotides. Lineage: Eukaryota; Viridiplantae; Streptophyta; Magnoliopsida; Rosales; Rosaceae. The record is from RefSeq and is a predicted model, not a curated record.
AAAGCAAGAUGAAUCGGUGAUAACAUUAUCCACUACGAGCGGAAGGGCUCAGCUGUUAUCAUGGCAAGGCUUCUCAUCUCCAACACAGCCUCACUUACUCUCUCUCCUCCUCCACCCGCCCCACCCUCACGUGGUUCAUUCAUCCCUCCGCACGUGAACAUAUCGCCGGCGUCACGGUAUCCCGGCCGGCAAACCAGAGGCCUAGAGGUGGUGACAGGUGCGGGGCCCACCACGAGCCAGUACGUGUUUGCAUUCGUUUUGCCGCUCUCUCUGAUCGCCGUCACCGUUUUCACUUCCAUCAGAGUCGCCGAUAAGCUCGACCGAGACUUUCUUGAAGAGAUGGCAAUUAACCAAGCGAUCCGGGAAACGGAUGAGGAAGGCGAACCUGACAAGUCGAUAGAAGAAAAGCCUGCGCUUUCCGGUACUCGCAACCGGCCCAAGAGGGAAGUCUAAGCCUCAUUUUCUUGCUCGGUAAAGCUUCAGUUUUGUACUUAGAUCAGCCUGCGGCCGUGCAUUCCGAUUCUGUCAAUGUUAUCAUUUUAUGGACAAUUUUGUAUGUCAAAUGGAUGUUAACGUUAGUACGUUGUGUCAAGAGCUUUUGAGAACAACACCUUCUCUUCCUUGAGAAUAAGAGCGAAAGGCGAGUUCGAAGGUGAUCCCCGUGAAUGCGUGCGCAGUGUAUUUUGUGUGUAGAAAAAGAAAUAUGGAAUGAACAUACAUCAGUUGUACAACAGGCAGAGAACAUUUUGCUAUUAGUGUUUCCAAUAUGAAUGCCUUUUGUUUGCCAAA